AAUAGUAUUUUUUUUUUUUAAUGUAGGGUAAAAUAAUUCAGUUUCGGUUUGAAAUCGAUUCAGCUAUUCCCGAACACGUGUUUGUGUGAUGCUUUCCUAUAUGCAAUUACUUCCUCAGCAAAUGAGGACCUAAAGCCAGAAAAGUAAAUAGGGGAAACGUAAAGACUGCCCGCUUCAGAUUAAAUCAAAGUGCACGCUAUAUGUUGCGCGUCGCGCGUAAUUUGGAGUUUGGGUUAAAAAACAAAAUCGACUCGGCAGUUUCCAAAAGAGCGGAGGGUUUUUUUUCUCUCUCCCUUUUUUUUAAACGUGUGGGGCUUGUCUGUAGGAAUUAGGCGUCUUUCCCACCACAUAUUAUUUCCCCCAUAGUUGUGGUGGGAGCUGGUAAGGUGGGUUAACUCCAGCUCAAGUCUCCGUGAAGCGCAGAGCAGUGAUGACGUUGGGUUGGAUGACCAAUCGGGAGGCGCUGCCCUUUGGAGACAAACCAUUUUACUUGUAGUGUCUGCAUCAAGUCUGGAAGCAAGGGCUCAAUUUUAACAGAAUCCACCUUAAAAUCUCUCCCUUAACUUAUGCCUACCUUCCACCACUUUGAGUGAGAAUAUCACAGGACAAGGGGGGGAAAUAAAGACGCCUCUGGAAAAAUCGGGUGUUAAUAGGACAAUAUCUGCUCGCGGUGGAGAGAGGGGAGAGAGACAACAGCACAGCGAGAGAGAAAAAACCGAUUUGGUCUUGAGAGAGAGGGGGGUGAGUGCUCUCAAGGCAGAAAAUUCGAUGAUGACCAUGACUACGAUGGCUGACGGUCUGGAGGCUCAGGACUCGUCCAAGUCUGCUUUCAUGGAGUUUGGACAGCAGUCGCACUCACAGCAGAGCUCCCCAUCGAUGGGCAGCGGCCACUACCCGCUGCACUGUCUCCACUCCGGCUCACACUCUCACCACCAGCACGACAACACCCCGUACCCCGGGAGCAACACCUACAACAGGUCGUUACCUUACCCUUACGUGAGCCAUCCACACCACAGCCCGUACCUGCCGUCCUAUCACAACAACAUGGGAGGACAGACAAGGUUAGACGGCACAGAGCAGCAGAAGACGACAGUGAUCGAAAACGGGGAGAUUCGUUUUAACGGCAAAGGCAAGAAGAUUCGCAAACCUCGGACAAUUUAUUCCAGUUUGCAGCUUCAAGCACUGAACCACCGUUUCCAGCAAACACAGUACCUCGCUUUACCGGAGCGCGCCGAGCUGGCCGCCUCUCUAGGACUGACGCAAACACAGGUAAAAAUUUGGUUUCAGAAUAAAAGGUCAAAGUUCAAGAAGCUGCUGAAGCAAGGCGGUAACCCGCACGAGAGCGAGCCCAUCCCGGGCUCCAUGUCCCUGUCCCCGCGCUCUCCGAGCAUCCCCCCAAUCUGGGACGUGUCGGCCUCAUCCAAAGGAGUAAACAUGCCGGCCAACAGCUACAUGCCCGGCUACUCUCACUGGUAUUCCUCCCCACAUCAAGACUCAAUGCAGAGAUAGACUGACGACGAAAGCAAGGUCAGGGAGCCUGUCUUGGAGAGGCCUCCGGAUCUCGGCAAUGCAGUUUCCAACGUAGCCUACAAUUUGUGUCAGCUCAGAAACUGGAUGCUGGAGAGGAGCAGGCAACAACAACAACAACAACAACAACAACAACGAAAAAAAGCCCCCUCUCUCUUCCACUCCUUUGCUGAAGGAUGAGACACAGCCAAGCCUCGGUGUGUGAUGAUGAUGACACAAACAAGGGAACUAACCAUUUUUAGCGUACAUGGCUGUUCAGUGGGCUCGCAUUUGUUAUGCUUUCAUUCUUGUCACCAUCUGAACCGUCAAUAUACCAAAUAUUAUCAGUGACAUUUUAGCCACUUUGGACAAAGACUGCUCACACUCUCUAUGCGCUGCUGUGGCGCCCAGAAACCUUUUUUUUUCUUUUGCCAUGGUGGACUGCUUUUUUUUUCAAAAUUUUCUUCCUUCAAUUUUUUUUCCCUCCCUGAUUGUUUCUCCAACAUGCAAAACCAAGCAAAUUGUCUGUCUGUAAAUAUAAUCUGCGAUUUUAGUUGUACAUACACUUUUUAUGUUUUGUCAGAUUGAGUAAACGGUGACUCAAA
Pundamilia nyererei is the source of this 2111-nucleotide messenger RNA. RefSeq names its product distal-less homeobox 6a (gene dlx6a). The coding region runs from base 769 to 1509 and encodes 246 amino acids. Gene Ontology annotation, biological process: cell differentiation; embryo development; regulation of transcription by RNA polymerase II. The record is from RefSeq and is a predicted model, not a curated record. The transcript is spliced from 3 exons. Gene Ontology annotation, molecular function: RNA polymerase II cis-regulatory region sequence-specific DNA binding; DNA-binding transcription factor activity, RNA polymerase II-specific. NCBI's taxonomy places the organism in Eukaryota, Metazoa, Chordata, Actinopteri, Cichliformes, Cichlidae.